AUGUUUGGUGAUCAGCUUGUACUUAACUAUAAAAUCAUUGGAUUAUUAGCUUACAAUUGCCUUUACACAGAGUACAUCUCUGUAUACAAUGGAUCCCUUCACAGUCCUGAUAAUUUGUCUUUCUUGUUUGACUCUCCUUUUUCUGUGGAACCGAAGCUAUGCCAAAGGGAAGCUGCCACCUGGCCCCACUCCCCUCCCAAUCAUUGGAAAUAUGCUACAGCUAAAUCUUAAGAACACCACCGAAUCCCUUAACAAGCUAGCAAAAGUCUAUGGCCCUGUGUUCACCGUGUAUUUUGGCAUGAAGCCCACUGUGGUGCUGCAUGGAUAUGAAGCAGUGAAGGAAGCCCUGAUUGAUCUGGGAGAGAACUUUUCUGGAAGAGGCGACUUCCCAGUGUUAGACAAAGUCACCCAUGGAUCAGGAAUUGUUUUCAGCAAUGGAGAAAUGUGGAAGCAAACCCGGCGUUUCUCCCUCAUGGUUUUGCGGAAUAUGGGAAUGGGAAAGAAGACUAUUGAAGACAGAAUUCAAGAGGAAGCCUUGUGUCUGGUGGAAGCAUUAAGAAAAACCAAUGGAUCUCCCUGUGAUCCUUCUUUCCUUCUGGCCUGUGUUCCCUGCAAUGUGAUCUGCUCCAUUAUAUUCCACAGUCGUUUUGAUUACGGUGAUGAAAAAUGGCCAACCUUGAUAAAGUAUUUUCAUCAAAACUUCGAAAUCAUAAGCACCCGCUGGAUACAGCUCUACAAUGCUUUCCCUUCUGUAAUACAUUAUCUCCCAGGAAGUCAUAAUACUAUAUUUAAAAACAUUGCUGAACAACAAAAUUUUAUCCUGGAGAAAGUGAAAGAACACCAAGAGACCCUGGACCUUAAUAACCCUCGAGAUUUUAUUGACUACUUCCUGAUUAAAAUGGAAAAGGAAAAGCACAAUAAGCAGUCUGAGUUUACCAUGGACAACUUGAUCACUACCGUCUGGGAUGUGUUUUCUGCUGGAACAGAGACAACAAGCACCACCCUAAAAUAUGGACUCCUGCUUCUGCUGAAGCACCCGGAGGUCACAGCUAAAGUCCAGGAAGAGAUUGACCGUGUGAUUGGCAGACACCGGAGCCCCUGCAUGCAGGACAGGAGCCACAUGCCCUACACGGAUGCCGUGGUGCAUGAGAUCCAGAGAUACAUUGACCUCGUCCCCACCAGUGUGCCCCAUUCAGUGAUUCGGGAUACUAAGUUCAGAGACUAUCUUAUACCCAAGGGCACAACUGUAUUUGUAUCUCUGACUUCUGUCCUGCACGAUGGCAAAGAGUUUCCCAACCCACAUCAGUUUGAUCCUGGCCAUUUCCUGGAUGAAAAGGGCAACUUUAAGAAGAGUGACUACUUCAUGGCUUUUUCAGCAGGAAAAAGAGUUUGUGCUGGAGAAGCCCUGGCCCGCAUGGAGCUGUUUUUACUACUGACCAACAUUCUACAGCAUUUUACCUUGAAACCUCUGGUUGAUCCAAAGGACAUCGACACCACCCCGUUUGUCAGUGGGAUAGGCUCUAUACCACCUGCCUAUGAGCUCUGUUUCAUUCCACUCUGAAGAAAGGGGGAGGUUGCCAGAUUGCAGAGCAAGACCCUCCGGACUCAUCUGAAUGAGUCAGAUGCUUUCUAAUGUGUGGUCCUAAUGUCUCUUCUAAUUUUCCCCAUCCUUUAAAAAAUAAACCUAUAAAGCCUCUGGUGUGAAACAUAAGAAAAA
Hipposideros armiger (great roundleaf bat) is the source of this 1717-nucleotide messenger RNA. RefSeq names its product cytochrome P450 2C21-like. Bases 89 to 1561 code for a protein of 490 amino acids. Lineage: Eukaryota; Metazoa; Chordata; Mammalia; Chiroptera; Hipposideridae. Gene Ontology annotation, molecular function: oxidoreductase activity, acting on paired donors, with incorporation or reduction of molecular oxygen, reduced flavin or flavoprotein as one donor, and incorporation of one atom of oxygen; heme binding; iron ion binding. The transcript has 9 exons. Gene Ontology annotation, biological process: xenobiotic metabolic process. The record is from RefSeq and is a predicted model, not a curated record. Gene Ontology annotation, cellular component: cytoplasm; intracellular membrane-bounded organelle.